Molecule: messenger RNA, 1659 nt
Organism: Eimeria maxima
Lineage: Eukaryota; Apicomplexa; Conoidasida; Eucoccidiorida; Eimeriidae
Product: MORN repeat-containing protein, putative
Exons: 2
Coding region: 1-1659 (552 amino acids)
Cellular component (GO): cytosol
Source: RefSeq, a predicted model, not a curated record
AUGGGUUCAUGUAAGAGUAAGGCUCGGGCUAAACGUCCUGAGGACAAAGACACACCAACAAACCUCAAGACACAACAACAACAACAGCAGCAGCAGCAGCAGCAGCAACAGCAGCAGCAACAACAACAACAACAAGAGGAGGAUGAUCAUAAGAGCAACAAGAGUCAACAACAACAACAGCAACAAGAUGAACAAUUAUCAUCAUCAUCUGCUGCUGCUGUUGCUGCUGCUGUUGCUGCUGGUGCUAUAGAUGAUGAUGAAUGUCCUCCAUCAAUACAUCCAAAUGAUCAACAGCAGCAACAGCAGCAGCAGCAGCAGCAGCAGCAGCAGCAGAAUAACAACGAGGAGACAGAAAUAACAAGAGAACAACACCAUCAGCAACCCCACCCUUUAGACCCAUCAUUCUCCUCCUCAUCAACAGCAGCAGCAGGAGGACAAUCAGCAGCAGGAGGACAAUCAGGAGGACAAUCAGGAGAAGAAAAGAAUAAUGAUGAUGAAUUAGUUAGUCGUCCUUUAAUAACAUUAGGUAAUGGUGUAACAUAUAUUGGACAAUGGAGAGGUAGCUAUAAGCAUGGAUACGGUAUACAGGAAUGGGGAGACGGUGCUCGUUAUAUAGGGGACUGGGUAGAUGGAUAUGCAUGCGGUCAUGGUGUAUUUAUGCAUGCAGAUGGUGAUUAUUAUGAUGGUAAUUGGUAUAAGGAUAAGGCUAAUGGUUAUGAUAAGAGGGUAUAUAUAGGUCAAUGGUUAUAUAACCGCAUGCAUGGUAAGGGUACAUUCUUAUGGGCAGAUAAUAGGGUAUAUAUAGGUCAAUAUAAGCAGGAUAAAAAGGAAGGAAAAGGUAUUUUCUUAUGGACUGAUGGUAGGGCAUUUGCUGGCUAUUGGAUCAAUGGUAAACAGCAUGGAUUAGGUACAUUUACUGCAAGAAAUGGAGAACAAAAGAGGGGAAUCUGGGAAAAUGGCAAAAGAAUUGCAUGGAUUGAUGAUUCUUAUACAAUACAGCAGCAAGGGCAGCAGCAGCAAGGGCAGCAGCAGCAGCAGCAAGGGCAGCACCAGCAAGGGAAGAUACAAGAAAAAGGAGAAGGAGAGGCAUUAUAUUCGUUACAGGAAAAAGAAUACAAGAAACAGCAACAAAUACAGCAGCAGCAGCAGCAGCAAAUGAUUAUUAAACAGCAGCAAAUGCAGCAAGAAUGGAUACAUAAGAUACAACAACUGCAGCAGCAAGAAUUAUUAAUAAAAAUACAAAAUAUUAAUAAUGAGCAAGAUAUACUGCAGCAAGAGCAGCAACUUAAAUUGCUGCAGCAGCAGCAGCAACAACUUAUUCAAGAACAGCAGCAAAUGAUCGAAGAAAUCGAGCAGCAAAUUGAACAGCAGCAGCAGCAACAUAUGCAGCACCAACAACUCCUACACCAACUUUCUGCUGCAGCAGGAGGAACAGCAGCAGCAGCAGCAGCAGCAGCAGCAGCAGCAGCAGCAGCAGCAGCAGGAGGAGAAGGGAAUGAUGAACAGCAACAGAUAGAGCAACAAAUGCUAUUAAUGCAACAAAACAGCAGCAGCAGCAGCAGCAGCAACAGCAGCAGACAAUCCUUGCAUAAUUCAGCAACAACCCCACCUAUCGUAAACACACAACCAUCUGCUACCCAUAGUGUAUUAAAUGCAUAA